Molecule: messenger RNA, 2100 nt
Organism: Pogonomyrmex barbatus (red harvester ant)
Lineage: Eukaryota; Metazoa; Arthropoda; Insecta; Hymenoptera; Formicidae
Biological process (GO): regulation of transcription by RNA polymerase II
Cellular component (GO): nucleus; transcription regulator complex
Source: RefSeq, a predicted model, not a curated record
UGGACACGAAUUGUAAAUACAUAACAAAAUAUUUUCAAAAUGAUCAAUGAAUAUAACCUUACUUUUAUGUCAAAUUCUUUAUAUCUUAAUCAUAUCUUAAGAAUUAAUCUUCAUAUAUACUUUAUACGUAAAUUUUAGAGUUAAUCCAGAAAAAUUCUCACAAACGCAUAAUUCAUAAGAAGAGAAAAAUUGAUUAAUCGCGUUUAAUAUAAAGGGCGCUAUAUUAUUACGUUUUUUAUUUAUAUUACAAUGUUUUAACUGCAACAAUGGAUUUUAAUUGUUCCGAGAAUGAUUAAUAACAUCACGUGAUUUGCUUUGAAUUAUUAGUUAUAAUCAAAUUAAUUAUAAUUACAUUUAAAUAAUAGAUACUUAAUAGUUAAAAAGAUAUAUCAAAAAUCUAAUUACAUAGAAGUUAUUUCACAGUAAAUUUAUUAAUUUAAUAUUUUUCUUCGUCAUAUGCUUUAAAAAAACUUCAGACUUUUUAAUUCAUUCGAUUGAUUAGUUCCAUAAUACUGCUUUUACAAAGCAAAGUUAUAUUAGCAAAGUUAUAUUUGCGCAUAAUGCGAUUUAUCAAUUGAUGAAUUAAAAAACUCGUCUUUUAUGAUACAUUCAGUUUAAUCAAUCUUGAAUUGAUUUAAACUUAUAACAAUCGAAAACGCUAUUAGAUGCAAGAUUGAUUUUUUUAUACAUAUGCAUUAUGCAUCUGUAUAAAUUGGAUAGGUCUUUACUCCUUUACAUGAUUACACACACAUACAUAUACACACACAUACCACGCGCGCGCUCGCAACACAAUCCAUGUACAUCUUAUAUUUGUGUGGCAUUUUACAAAAAAAUGUUUCGGAUAAAAGUUUUGUGAUUUCGAAGGGGACAUAAGAUGAUAUUAUUGAUUUGACCUUGGAUAGUCAUUUGAAGGUCACAUAAAAAUCUUUUUCAAUUUCUUAGAAUGUGAAACAAUGAGGCAAAUGAGAAUCAACGCUGUUGACAAUAUUAAUUAGAAAAUGGAAGAUCAUCAUUAUAUUUUAAGUAAUAAUCAUAUAGACGAUUCUAUGAUAUAUGUUGAAGAUACGGAAUCUGCAAUUGAAAAUAUAGCUAGUGAACAGAAAGAUAAUGACGAUUAUCUUAUUGAAUUAUAUAAAGAACGAAGAUAUUUAUAUGAUCAUAAUCAUCAGGAUUUUAAGAAUAAAUUGAUAAAAGAAAAUGCUUGGAUUGAAAUUUCUGUUAUUAUGCAAGAAAAAAACCUAGGUAAGCAUUAUACUCCUGAAUAUUGUCAAACAAGAUGCACUUCUUUAAGAGAUCAAUAUAGUCGUGAAAAAAGAAAUACUAAAAGUGAAAGUAUUUAUUCAAAACGCAAAACAUUUGUAUUUUUUAGUCAACUGUCUUUUCUUGACAACUAUAUUAAAAAGAGAAAAACUUUUUCAACAAUUAAAAGAAAAAGGAACGCAUUUCGAUUUAUAAAAGAUAUAGAAGUAAACUCAAUAACUCUUGAAAAAUAUAGUAAUAAGUCUACUGAUAAAUCGGAGUAUAAACAACAUAAUGCUAUUAAACUAUCUCACAAAAGAAAUAUUAAUGUAUGGCAAGAUAUAUCUCAAGAUAUAAAAAAUUUUGAACAAAGUCAUGUUAACUAUAACAAAGAAAUAAAUGGUACCAGAUUAAAGAAUUGUAAAAUUGAUCAGUCAGUAAAUACUGAUGAUACAUUCAUAAAUAACAGUAUGACUUUUCAUGAAAGUGUGAAAAAAAAUACUACAGAAACAAAAACGGUUGAUCAAUCAUUUGCUGAUUAUGUUCGUGUACAUUUGGAAAAUAUUCCUGAAUCGCCUGAAAAAUUAAUAAGAAGAAAAAUGAUAAUUGAUGCUCUUUCUGUACCAUUACCCAAAACGUAAUAAUAUAUUGUAUUUUUUAAAUUUCCUUUUAAUAAUAAAGAUGCUUUCAAUUUUAUUAUUUAGUAAUUUAUAUUUAAAAAAUAUUAUAAAUUGUCCUUUGGGAUUAUGCUGAUCUUGAAAUAUAUUGAAAUAUAUUGAAAUAUAUUGAAAUAUAUUGAAAUAUAUUGUUAUAUUCUCAUUAAUUUAUAAUAAAGCCAUUUGAUAUAACUUAAGCAUUUGC